Molecule: messenger RNA, 2361 nt
Organism: Hymenoscyphus albidus
Lineage: Eukaryota; Fungi; Ascomycota; Leotiomycetes; Helotiales; Helotiaceae
Source: the annotation of a GenBank genome assembly
AUGUCAGAUCCAGACGCAAAUAAUGGCAGCUCUGCCAGACUUACCGUUGGAGUUCUACAAUCAAUGAUUAAGGACCUUGGCGCACACCGGCCGGAACGAUACACCGAGAACCGUGCCUACAACAAAGAUACCCUCAUCGCCUGCAUCAUCUGGAAGAAAUCGGAUGUGUAUCCUAUUUGUAUCCUUAAAGCCCCCGGUUACGUACCUGACCCCAGUGAGGUAAUUACCUUCCCGAAGCCAUCUUCCGUACCGAGACCGGCAGCUAUGACUAAGCCGAAUGGUGAAUAUGUAUGGGCAACUUGGCACCGCAUGGAUGACUCACACAUCUCAAACGACAUCUACCAGCGACUAUCUGGCAUUCGCAGACUCAAGGGUGGCCUUGACGCACGUUGGAACAGCGACCAGCUUCAACUCGCAGCGUUCUCCAGCGAUGAUGGCCUUCUGUUCCGUCUUACAAAGGUCUCCCACAAGGAUGCUCUUGUCGCCAUUGCACAAUACCUAGAUUUCAGUUAUGUGCCAGCCUCAGCAGACUCCUAUCGCCAACCAUCCAAUCCACUCAACAAUGAGAACCACAGUCAUUGGAAGACGGCUGAGUUCAAAAAGUUCCUACGCUUGCUCCACAUCGACCCGGACAGAACCACGAGAUUUGAGCAGUAUCGCCUGCUCCUGGUUCGAAACAUCUUGAAGAUCAUUGACAAAUAUGAAAGCCAGAAUCCUCGAGUUAGGAACCUCUUUCCUCAAAAGCUAACACAAUCCCAACUAGCCGUUGAGGACGAUGACGUCGAUGAAGAUACGGCCAUGGGAGGUUUCACUACCACAGGUCGGGAUCUCAAACAGUUUCACUUGUUUCCUAAACUUGCACCUGAGAUGCGACUUGCUAUCUUUGAAAUGGCGAUGGAUGACAUUGGCCCCCGAGCUGUUCAACCCUACGUCGUCAGAGGUGUUGUGAAGGUGACUCGUCGCGCCCCCGCAUUGUUCCAUGUGAACAGAGAAGCACGCAGCCUUUGUGUAGGGCCACUCCGCAGCGAGUAUGAACUAUUCCAUGCCGCCGGGAACCUCCACGGCUAUCAACCUGGCAGACCAAAUGAAGGAUUCUGGUUCAACCCCGACAAAGACACCUUAUACAUUGGUCGACGAAGUCUCGCCCUCUGUGCCCCAAGCCUCACAACACAGACCAUCAAGAGCCAGAUGCCCAGACUCAUGGCUGCAGCGAAGAGCAUCGCUUUUUAUGUCCGAGCUUAUCGUGGACCGAUCUUGAACGAGGUCACAAUGUUUACCAAUGCCCUCCAUUUCAUUGCAGUCGACAAUGACGAAUGGCUCACCUUUGAGCCUCAUUCUACAAAUCUUCACACAUUUAUGACGAUUACCGUUGACCUCUCCCAAAAUGACAGUCAAGGCAAGAGAGGUGUCGUGACACAAACUGCAACAUUCAUUGACGCCAGCCAUUCUCAGCCUGCGGAUUGGCACCUCUUUGGUAAUCGCAUUCAGAGUCUCAAGGACGCGUGGAUCAAUGGAGAAGCUGCACGAGUGGCUAAAUGGAACAGUGAUCACCAAGAUCCUGCGGAUCAUAUCACUGCACGUACAGGUAUCAUCAAGUUCUCACUAGCUCGCGCUGUGGGAUGUGAAAAAGAGUACCAUAUUCCUAAGACAUCCAAAUUCCACCCCUUGUAUCAUCCAGACGCACCGGGAGCGUAUGAAUUUGAAGAGAAAGAGGCUGUCUCGCUCACCCACCAAGAUGAUCAUGACGAAGGCGGCAUGAUAUAUGGUGACAAGUUGUUCAAGGAACGUGAGGAGAUAUCCAGACUUCGCGGAGAGCUUGACAAUGCCAUUGAAGACUUGAACCAGCAGCGUGAGCGAUUAGUCCAGGAUCGCGCGGAAGUGGAAAGACAACGUAGAGAGUCUUGGAAAACUGCUGCGUGGUUACAGGAGAAAAUUGGCAGAUAUCACGGUGCCCGUAUACUUUGCGAGCAGAGUUUGGGUAGGUUGUCUCAGGACAUGAAGAAGGCUGGCAUUGAGAUGAAGUUGAUCGAGAGUUUUGUGAAGUACAAGAUUUCCAAUGGUAAAGAAGAUGAGGUAGCGAAAUGGCGAGAUGAAUUAAGCCAGUGGGGUCUGUUAGACAAGGGCACAAAAGGCGGUGCAGAAAACAUCGGUACAGAAAACCGCGGUGCAGAGGAGACACAGGUCAUGGAUCUAGAGGAUGCAGAGGAUGAUGUAGAGGAUGAGGAUAUGAAUGACGACGUGGAAAAUGAUGAUGUUGAGAAUGAUGAUACGCAGGAUAAUGAUACGCAGGAUGAUGAUGCGGAAGAUGAUGAUGCGGAGGAUGAUAAUGCGGAGGAUGAUGAUGUCGAGAUAUUACGAUAA